AUGGGGUGUUGCACACUAUCAAAUGCCGUUGAAGGUUGCAUGGGUUGCUCCAAUUCUGCUGUUGAAGGUUGCAUGGGUAUGGGUUGCUCCAAUUAUGCUGUUGAGGGUUGCAUGGGUAUGGGUUGCUUCAUUUCUGCUGUUGAAGGUUGCAUGGGUUGCUCCAAUUCUGCUGUUGAAGGUUGCAUGGGUAUGGGUUGCUCGGGUUGCUUCAUUUCUGCUGUUGAAGGUUGUAUGGGUAUGGGUUGCUUCAUUUCUGCUGUUGAAGGUUGCAUGGGUUGCUCCAAUUCUGCUGUUGAAGGUUGCAUGGGUUGCAUGGGUAUGGGUUGCUUCAUUUCUGCUGUUGAAGGUUGCAUGGGUUGCUCCAAUUCUUCUGUUGAAGGUUGCAUGGGUAUGGGUUGCUCGGGUUGCUUCAUUUCUGCUGUUGAAGGUUGCAUGGGUAUGGGUUGCUUCAUUUCUGUUGUUGAAGGUUGCAUGGGUAUGGGUUGCUCGGGUUGCUUCAUUUCUGCUGUUGAAGGUUGCAUGGGUAUGGGUUGCUUCAUUUCUGCUGUUGAAGGUUGCAUGGGUUGCUCCAAUUCUGCUCCAGGAAGGAAAAUAAGGCUUUCAAUAAAAGAUGUACAUACCGUAGCUGAGGAGGGGAUUCCGCUGAUCUUCAUCUUCUCGAAAGUCCUAUCUUGCCCAUUAUAA
Molecule: messenger RNA, 684 nt
Organism: Papaver somniferum (opium poppy)
Lineage: Eukaryota; Viridiplantae; Streptophyta; Magnoliopsida; Ranunculales; Papaveraceae
Product: chorion class high-cysteine HCB protein 13-like
Exons: 2
Coding region: 1-684 (227 amino acids)
Source: RefSeq, a predicted model, not a curated record